AUGAGUAAGUUGAGUGCAGAAGAAAUUCAAAAACAACAAAAAUUUACAUUAGCACAGUCAGAGACGUAUAAAAAAAUAUGUAAAGAAUAUGAAUCAAAAAAAUAUUCACAAGCACUCAAUAAUCUUAAUAAAAUAUUAAAAGUUAUACCAGAAAAUGGAGAAGCAAUUGCUAUGAAAAAUUUAAUUCUUUAUCAAACAGAACAACAAGAAGCGAAAGAAACAAUAGAAGGAAUUAAAUAUGCAUUAAGAAAUAAUUUAAGAAGUGCUACUAUUUGGCAUUUAUAUGGAAUUGUAUGUAGAUCAGAAAAAAGAUAUUCAGAAGCAUUAAAAGCAUUUAAAACAAUGAAUAAUUUAGAUGGAAAAUCAUUAUUUUUAAAAAGAGAUUUAUAUUGUCUUCAAAUGCAAAAUCAUGAUUAUAAUGGAGCACUUCAAACAAGAACACAAAUGGUUGAUAUGAAAAGGGAUUUUGGAGGAAAUUGGAUUUGUAAAGCAACAUCAGCAUUUUGUGCAGCAAAAUAUGAAAUUGCAUUUCAAUCAUUAAAUGUAUUUAUGACACAUUUUGCAAAAAAACAAGAUGAUUGGAGAUGGUCAGAUUUACUACAAUUUAAAAUUAUAAUUUUAAUAGAAGGUAAAAUGUAUGAAAAAGCAUUAGAAUUUCUUAAAAAAGAAGGACAAUUUAUUUUAGAUAAAACAUUUGUUAAAGAAGAAUUAUUAAAAUGUUAUUUUAAUCUUCAAAAUACAAAAGAAGUAAAAAAUAUAUUAAAAGAAUUAUUUAAAUUAAAUCCAUAUAAUGAAUUAUAUCAUUCUAUUUUAUUAGAUUUAUUUAAUAUUAAUUUAGGAAAAUUAAAUUCAGAUGAUUCAUUAAAAGAACUUCAAGAAUUUUAUAAAGAAGUUAAUUUUGAUAAAAGUUAUUUUGUUCAAAUUGAAUAUUUUUGUCUUCGUUCAUUUAAUGAAGAAUUAAAAAAAGAAUUAGAAAUGUUUAUUGAUGAAUUAAUAACAUUAAAAAAAACGAAUAUUAAUAAACUUUUAAAUAAUGUUUUUAAUUCAAAAAUUAGUAUUGACGCAGAAUUAAAAUAUCAAUGCGUUUUAAAUAAAUUAAAAGAUUUAAGUCAUGCUGCUCGUUAUUGUCUUUCUUAUAAAAAUAUUCCUGCAAAAGAAAUUCAAAAUAAAAGUAGUUCUAUUUUAUUAAAUUAUGUUUCAAUGAUUAUUCAAAGUGGUGAUUUAAAUGAAGCUUUAGAAUAUCUUGAAAUUAUUGAUAAAGAUGAAUUUAUUCUUCAAAAAUAUUAUUGGAAAGCAAAAUGUUUAUCUAAAAGGGAAGAAUUUAAACAAGCUAUAAAAUAUUUGGAAUUAAUUAGAGAGAAACAACCGUAUAAUAGAAAUUUAUUAAAUAAAAUUAUUAAAUAUUCUCUUAAAUGUAAUGAAAUUGAAAACGCUUGUAAUUUACUUAAAAUUAUUAAUUCUAAAGAUGAAAAUGACCCUUCUAGUACUAACGCUUAUUUAUUAUUAGCUUUUGCAAAUGCUUAUUUCCUUAAAGGUGAUCUUGAAAAUGCUAAAAGAUAUAUCGAACAAAUACUUUCUUAUUUUAAUCGUUUACAAGUUGAUUUAUUUGAUUUCCAUUUAUAUGUCUAUGAAAAAAUGAGUGUUGUUGCUUAUCUUGACCUUUUAAGAAAUGUUGAAAGUUUUGAUAAUUCAGAUUUAAAAAAGAAAGCUAUUGAAUUAUUGGAAUUAAUUAAUGGUGGUCAAUAA
Messenger RNA from Entamoeba histolytica HM-1:IMSS, 1746 nucleotides. RefSeq lists its product as uncharacterized. The transcript has a single exon. The record is from RefSeq and is a predicted model, not a curated record. Gene Ontology annotation, molecular function: protein-N-terminal amino-acid acetyltransferase activity; protein binding. NCBI's taxonomy places the organism in Eukaryota, Evosea, Mastigamoebida, Endamoebidae. Gene Ontology annotation, biological process: N-terminal peptidyl-methionine acetylation. Gene Ontology annotation, cellular component: cytoplasm. The coding region runs from base 1 to 1746 and encodes 581 amino acids.